ACCUGGAUUUCCAAUCCAGGCCGGUUAAAGGCUAUCAGGCCCAGGGAGGAUGGUGUUCGGGGGUUUCCCGGUGAGCUACGUGCUGCUCUGCGGCCAAGCGGCGUUGCUGCUUGGAAACUUGUUGCUGCUGCACUGUGUGUCGCGGAGCCUGUCGUACAACACCACAGCCGAACCCGAAGCCAUGGCCCCCGGAUCCGCGAGCACGACCCACCUCGAGGGCCUCGAGUCGCAGAUGCUGGUCUACACCGAUCCCCGCUCCCCGGUCAUCCUGUGCGCCUUUCUGCCUGAUGAAUUUAUAAAGUGUGAUGACCCUGUGGAUCAUGUUGGAAAUUCAACUGCCUCCCAGGAACUGGGUUAUGGAUGUGUCAAGUUUGGUGGCCAAGCCUACAAUGAUGUGGAACAUACUUCAGUGCAAUGCUACGCCCUGAAUGGAAUUGAAUGUGCCGGCUCUAGAAGCUUCUUACGAGAGAAUAAACCAUGUAUAAAGUAUACUGGACACUACUUCAUAACCACUUUGCUCUACUCUUUCUUCCUGGGAUGUUUUGGAGUUGAUCGCUUCUGUCUGGGACAUACGGGUACAGCAGUAGGGAAAUUGCUGACCCUUGGAGGACUUGGGAUCUGGUGGUUUGUGGAUCUUAUUUUGCUUAUUACUGGAAGGCUGAUGCCUAGUGAUGGCAGCAACUGGUGUACUGUUUACUGAAGAGAACUAGACUUAUUGAGAGUUGGUAUGGCCUUGGAAAGUGAAUGACCUUUCUCUCUUGGCCUUGUCUCUACAAAUAGCAAUUUCUUCCACCAUCUCAGACUAAAUUGUUAUUUUACCCUUUUUAGAAGAGAAUCUGCUGGGGCAGUGUUUGGACUCUAGAUAUAAACAAUAUUCUGAAAAAUCAACUUUUUAUCAGCAGAAAAGAAGGUAUAAGUAUGCUUGUUCAGACAUAUGCAGCAAGAGGAUUUCUAUACCUUUUUGCAUGCCUUCCCUCAACAGUACUAUGCCUUCAGUCUUUUGGAACAUAUAUUGAAACAUCAUGAAAGAAGUGAGCAUUUUUAGGAUGUGCCUGGCCUAUCAUGCUCCUGCCCUAGAAGUACCUAAGAUGAAACCAACCAUUGAAAAUCUGACUUCAGCAAAAGGUGGAAACCAAAGUAACUUUUAAUGAAUACUGAAACUUUAACUUAAUUCUGAUGUUCCAUAAAACAUUUGGCCAAACAGAGAAACUGUACAGGUAUAUUGUCAUUUGAACAAGGAAAAUGAAGCCUCUAGUUAUGUUGUAAGAACCAAGCUUUCAAAAUGCUGAACAGCUGUUCAGAGCCCUCAGAGUGUCAGCAUUGGGCCUCAGGGGUAUCACCUACUGUGUACAGAUGUUUUCAUUAAAAUUUUGUUUUUAAAGAGA
Messenger RNA from Gracilinanus agilis (Agile Gracile Mouse Opossum), 1385 nucleotides. It is a transcript of the gene TM2D2, whose product is annotated as TM2 domain containing 2. Bases 50 to 700 code for a protein of 216 amino acids. The record is from RefSeq and is a predicted model, not a curated record. NCBI's taxonomy places the organism in Eukaryota, Metazoa, Chordata, Mammalia, Didelphimorphia, Didelphidae. The transcript is spliced from 4 exons.